This is a messenger RNA of Carya illinoinensis, 1805 nucleotides long. RefSeq lists its product as uncharacterized. The record is from RefSeq and is a predicted model, not a curated record. The transcript is spliced from 5 exons. Lineage: Eukaryota; Viridiplantae; Streptophyta; Magnoliopsida; Fagales; Juglandaceae. The coding region runs from base 432 to 1577 and encodes 381 amino acids.
AAAAUCCUAUGAUAUUAAACGUCUUGUAUCAAGCUGUAAAGGCAAUAUUGUUGAAAAAAAUAUGGUUUUUUCCGUUUCAUGAAAAAGCAACUAGCUACCAGUUGCACUGAGCGAUAUUUUUCAGUUGGUCGAAUCGUUUUCCUAGUGUUAUUGGGAGGCUCAAUGCCUUUCGGAUGCUCUCAAGCUCAACGAAACGGUAUUCGCAGUAGUGGCAUUGACACAGGGUUUUGGCUCUUUGGGAACUCGGCCAUCUCCCAGUCUCUCAUGUUGACUUCAGAGUCCUGUUAUAUCCAACCCCGGACUAGCUCGGUGAGAACCAGAGCUUGUUCGAUUUGAUGUAAGCCUAUGCGAAAAAUGUGUCCAGAAAAUUUGUCUUCUUCCAGGGUCCUCUUGUAAUGCAAACAAGUGGGUAGUGGGUUUGUUCUUACAAUAUGGAGUCAAAGUUUGUUUUUUUCGUGGCGUUCUUUGGGAUACUACCUGUCAUUGAUUGCUCUCGGGCUUAUUUGAAGGUAAACACUGGUUUGGAUCCCAAAAUUGGUCCCACUCAGAACGAAACGGAUGGUUCAAAUAAGAAAACAGGUGGGUCGAGCUUGGCUUUGAAUUCUACUAAAGUUGACAAGGUAUAUACUAGGGGAGACCAAGUGGACGGAUCAAAGGAGGGUCCUCUUGUUGAGAAUGGCAUAGAUAGGAACAAUUCCAGUAAGCAUUUGGCAUCGAGGGAAGCUGAAGAUGUGCAAAAGGGUGAGGGCGGUGCAAGUGAAGAAUCAAAAGGUAAUAGGGGUGGUGAAGAAAAGGAGAAGUUGAGAAAUGGUGUGGAAUCCAAGAAUGUGGGUAAGGUGGUGAGCAGUGAAGGGGUUGUUAUCUCUUCUACAUCAGUGUGGAAUAAGGGUUCUCGGGGUGAAGAAUGUGAUUCAUCUAAUAUGUGCACGGAUGGGGAGAAAAAGUUGGUUGCAUGUUUGAGAGUUCCGGGGGAUGACUCUCCAGAUCUGUUACUUUUAAUUCAGAACAAGGGAAAAGGCCUUCUUGAUGUUACCAUCUCUGCUCCUGAUUUUGUCCUGCUAGCGGAAAGAAAAGUUCAAGUUCAAGAGAGGGAAUACGAAAAGGUGAAGCUUUCCGUCAUAGAUGGAGGAACUGACAGUUUGAUCAUCUUAACAGCAGGAAGUGGCAAUUGCAUCAUUGACGUGAGGAAUCUGAUUGCACACAGUUCCCAGAAGGCAUUCGAUGGUACCUCUAACCCCUCGUUCAUAAGCUUUCUGACAAGAAGCCCUGCUACUGCACUUGUCUUCUUUGGAACAAUUCUGAUACUGGUAUCAGCUUGGAUGUGCAUCAGCUUCAGGCGGAGGCAUUUGUCAGGCAAAGGCUCUAAGUAUCAAAAGCUUGACAUGGAACUUCCAGUCUCCAGUGGGGGAAAAUCAGAGUUGGACACAAAAGAUGGAUGGGAAAACAGUUGGGAUGACACUUGGGACGAUGAGGAAGCACCAAAGACACCGUCAAUGCCCGUUACUUCAGGCCUCUCAGCAAAAGGCCUGGCUUCACGUAGGAUGAACAAAGGAACUAUGGAAAGAUUAGUUGCAUAAUGCAUUAGGGUCGACAGAACACACCUAAAUAGAAGAAAAGGAUGAGCAUGGUAAGUAUAGUUUUAUUUUCAUUAUUCUUUUCAUUCUUCUUCGUGCCUAUUGAUUUUCAAUUUUCCCGGCAAAACAAGAAACUCAAUAAACACAUUACACAUACUCCAUAUGCAUGUUUAUGGUAUGCUCCAUGGCUGUACAGCCCAAGUAGCCUUAUGGGGAAAACUUUGAUUUGCA